Molecule: messenger RNA, 1623 nt
Organism: Aspergillus fischeri NRRL 181
Lineage: Eukaryota; Fungi; Ascomycota; Eurotiomycetes; Eurotiales; Aspergillaceae
Product: chaperonin-containing T-complex subunit CCT6
Exons: 7
Coding region: 1-1623 (540 amino acids)
Biological process (GO): protein folding
Cellular component (GO): chaperonin-containing T-complex
Molecular function (GO): ATP-dependent protein folding chaperone; ATP binding; ATP hydrolysis activity
Source: RefSeq, a predicted model, not a curated record
AUGUCUGCAACUCAGCUACUGAACCCCAAAGCCGAGUCGAGGCGGAGGGCGGAAGCUUUGAAAGUGAACAUUAGCGCUGGUGAGGGUCUUCAGGAUGUCUUGAAGUCCAAUUUGGGUCCCUCAGGCACUCUAAAGAUGUUGGUGGAUGGUGCUGGCGGAAUCAAGUUGACUAAGGAUGGCAAUGUGCUCUUGCGAGAGAUGCAAAUCCAAAACCCAACAGCCGUUAUGAUUGCCCGCGCCGCUACAGCACAAGACGAUAUUACCGGUGAUGGAACGACGUCCGUCGUCCUGAUGGUCGGAGAGCUCUUGAAGCAGGCUGAUCGGUAUAUCUCCGAGGGGCUGCAUCCCAGAGUUAUCACGGAUGGUUACGAGAUUGCCAAGAAUGAAGCUCUCAAGUUCCUCGACCAGUUUAAGAUUGAGCGCAACAUUGACCGUGAAUUGUUGCUCUCUGUUGCUCGGACGUCGCUUGCCACGAAACUGAACAGCGCCCUUGCUGAAAAGCUUACACCGGAUGUCGUCGAUGCAGUCCUUGCCAUUCACCGAGCCCCUGAGAAACCCGAUUUGCACAUGGUUGAGAUCAUGACCAUGCAACACCGGACGGCGUCUGACACACAGCUCAUCCGUGGUCUCGCUUUAGACCACGGUGCAAGACACCCUGAUAUGCCUAAGAGAGUUGAGAAUGCUUUCAUCCUGACUCUGAACGUCAGUUUGGAAUAUGAAAAGUCGGAAAUCAACUCUGGUUUCUACUACUCCUCGGCCGAGCAGAGGGACAAGCUGGUGGAGAGCGAGCGCAAAUUCGUGGAUGCUAAGCUGCAGAAGAUCGUGGAACUGAAGAAGCAGGUUUGCGGUACUGACCCCAAGAAAGGUUUUGUCGUGAUCAAUCAAAAGGGUAUUGAUCCUCUGAGCUUGGAUGUCCUCGUCAAGAACGGAAUUCUGGCUCUCCGGAGAGCUAAACGGAGAAACAUGGAACGACUCCAGCUGAUUUGCGGUGGUGUUGCUCAGAACAGUGUGGAUGACCUUACUCCUGAUGUUCUCGGAUGGGCCGGCCUGGUUUACGAACACCAGCUCGGAGAAGAGAAGUACACGUUUGUCGAAGAGGUCAAGGACCCCAAGUCUGUUACCAUUCUCAUCAAGGGGCCCAACCAACACACUAUCGCUCAGGUCAAGGAUGCAGUCCGCGACGGCUUACGGUCUGUCUACAACACCAUCGUCGAUGGCUGCGUUGUUCCUGGUGCUGGCGCUUACCAAGUCGCUUGCGCUCAUCACCUGUCAUCUGAAGGUGUUCGGAAGUCCGUCAAAGGCAAAGCCAAGUGGGGUGUUGCUGCUUUUGCUGAUGCCCUUCUGGUUAUUCCCAAGACCCUGGCUGCCAAUUCAGGCCACGACAUCCAGGAUUCCCUGGCUGCUCUACAGGAUGAGCGUGCAGAAGGUAAUGUGGUCGGGUUAGAUUUGACGACGGGAGAGCCCAUGGAUCCGGUGCAGGAGGGUGUCUUCGAUUCUUACCGGGUCUUGCGUAACUGCAUCGCAUCGAGCACCGGUAUAGCCUCUAACCUACUCCUGUGUGACGAACUGCUCAAGGCCAGACAAAUGAGCAAACAAGGUGGGCCUGGUGGCAUGGAUGAGUAA